Oryzias latipes (Japanese medaka) is the source of this 3069-nucleotide messenger RNA. NCBI's taxonomy places the organism in Eukaryota, Metazoa, Chordata, Actinopteri, Beloniformes, Adrianichthyidae. The record is from RefSeq and is a predicted model, not a curated record.
UCACAGACAAUGACGUCAGCAGCAAUCAGCGCUCCCUGGGCAGGACAAACCGUACUGAACGGAACAAGCAGCGAUGGUUCUCAUCAAGGAGUACCGUGUCGUUUUGCCCUGUAGUGUGGAGGAGUAUCAGGUUGGGCAGCUCUUCUCUGUGGCAGAAGCUAGUAAAAAUGAGACGGGUGGAGGUGAGGGAAUCGAGGUACUCAAAAAUGAGCCGUAUGAAAAAGAUGGAGAAAAAGGACAGUAUACACACAAAAUCUACCACAUACAGAGUAAAGUCCCAGCAUUUGUCCGGCUUUUUGCCCCAGAAGGCUCCCUGGUAUUUCAUGAAAAAGCAUGGAAUGCAUACCCUUACUGCAGAACUAUUGUCACGAAUGAAUACAUGAAAGACAACUUCUUCAUAAAAAUUGAGACAUGGCAUAAACCAGACAUGGGAACUCAAGAAAAUGUUCACAACCUGGACGCUUCCACAUGGAAGAAUGUAACAGUGGUGCCAAUCGACAUUGCAGAUAGAAGUCAGGUGUCCAAUGCUGACUAUAAACCAGACGAGGAUCCUGCUAAGUUCAAGUCGGCUAAAACUGGCAGAGGUCCUCUGGGACCUGAUUGGAAGAAGGAGCUGGUGAGCAAUGCUGAAUGCCCAAGGAUGUGUGCCUACAAACUAGUUACAGUCAAGUUUAAGUGGUGGGGUCUGCAGACCAAAGUGGAGAACUUCAUCCAAGAGCAAGAGAAGAGGAUCUUCAACAACUUCCAUCGCCAGCUCUUCUGUUGGAUUGAUAAGUGGGUGGAGCUAACAAUGGACGACAUCCGACGAAUGGAGGCAGAGACGCAGAAAGAGCUGGAAGAGCAAAGCGUGGUGGUGGGAUUUCUUUAUGUGAGAUGCGUAAGAAAGGCUCUGUUCAAGGUACCAAAGCUGCAGAGGAUUAGCCAGGUUUAGCUUCGCAGGCGGGGUGAGGUCCGGGGAACGAGUGCUGCAGACCAAUGAGAAGACUCAACGUUUAAGACGCCCAUCAUGACAGCAGUGACGGAGUCUGCUAAGAGGCCUCCACUGACGCCACUUUUAACCUUAGAUGAUGCCGGCCGCGGGGAAAGCGAGCUCAUCUACCUCCAAUCAAUAGAGCAGAUCCCUGACCUGACCCCAAACAGGAAUUGAUUUUUUUUUUUUUUUUUUUGGUGGGGGGGGGUGGAAUCCAGCACGAUCCUAGUUGAUAAGGCUUGGUUACGUUUAAUCACCAUGAAGAGAAAGCCCAACCGUCAUCAUGAAACCUCGACUUUCCUGGAGAUCCAGGGAGGAGCUGCUUCCAGGAAAGAUGAAAACUAAAGCAGAUUGACUAAGCUUUGAUAUUAGGCCAAAUAUGUAUUUCGUAUUUAAUCUGAAGUUAUCUUUUUGAUGGUUUUAAAAACAUUCCUAACCGAGAAGUGUCCUUAGAGCCUCACUUUGUCUCCUCAGUCUUACAGUAAACACCCAUGGCUCAGUGGUUUACAUUCCCUGACAAGAGACUGUUUGUCAUACUCAUGUUCAUUCCUGCCACAGCCUCCAUUAAGUGAUUACUAACACCCUUGGCGCCCAGGCCCAUUAUAUUCCUCCUGCCAUCAUCCCACCUCAACCCAAAGCACCGCAUCUCAUUAUCACUGACAAUCAUGUCUGUGCAAGUAGUCACUCUAACUGCCGUUCAAACUUGGUAAAAGAAAAAAAAAAAAAAGAGAAAAAUACCGGUGCAUAUGCUGUAUACACUCCAGACGAGGAUGAACGUGUGAAUUCCUUCUUAUGCACACACCUGCUCACAGGUGUGGAUACCUCUGAGCUGACUGAUCUGCUAAAAGCUCAAUCUGGGCAGAUCCAUGCAGGUUUCCUCACCUUCUCAACAGCCCCCACCUUUCCUCGCCCUAACUUUUCUGAAGACGUUGGCGCCUAACACUCAGCGCUCACCUCUUUUAACAGAUGUCCCGAGAGGAAGAAAAAAAGGAAGUGCUGUGAAAAACAGCCACAGAUGGUGCUACACCCCUCCAGCCGCUGUCACAAGCCAAACUGUGCCACACGCUGCCUGCCCACCGUGGACGCCUGUCCCACUCAUCUGCUUUUUGGAGGCAGGCGGCUCCCCAAAGACCGACCUACCUGUCUUCUUCCUUUGCUGAUGUUUACAGAUCUGCUCCAUCACUGUCCAGUUGACAACCAGCACCACAGCGCACACUUCAAUCCUUUGCCAAUCGCUCCUCAGAUCACGCCGCACCCUCUCUUUAGAUAAACAACAGCUAAGUGUUAGCAUUAGCCUUUAGCUGCUGUUUGCUGUUGGCUCUGAUGUGAGAAGUUCUUAUUUCCUCUGCACGAUUGAAUUUCAGAACCUGAACAAGGGCAAUUUCUUAUCUCAGAAAGCCGAAACGGUGAGGGCGGAGCCACGGAUUUCCAUUAUUUUUUUGUCUUUGGCAACAUGUUGGAAAGAUUUCAAAUAAGGUUUUAACACAGAAGUGCACUUUCCCACUUUGAGUGCCAUUUACAGACAAUUUCACUCACUUUUUCCAGAAGGAUUUUGGAGAUGCUCAACUUUCACAAUGUUAGACGUGAACAUUUUGUGCCUAAUGAGGGAAUGAGAUUUAUUCCAUUACAGGGCGGUUAUUCCAAAGAGUCUAUACGUCAUGUUUACAUGUGUUCAGAAAACAGAAUCGGAACAUGUUAGUCAUAGGAACAUCCUUUAAACAAUGUACUUCACUCAGGUGGCCACAGCACACUUUCUUUUUCCACUUCUAAACAUAAAAACACAUUUUUCACACCCAGAGACAGUUGAAUGAAAGUCUAUUUUAAUGCCUCUUGCACUCAGUUACUGUUGUGGAAUAUUGUGCCUUUCAGGGGGCCAGAAAUGUUAAAAACCAAUGAUCUGUCUUGUAAUCAGUAUGUCCAAAUGCUGUCUUAUUCUAAUUUAUAAAAAGAGUAAUUGUACUGAAAAGCUUGUGUUUUUUUAAGGGCUCUGAUUAGCUUUUAAGGAUCAUCGCGACAUGGGGGUGAAUGUAUGACGUUGUGCCUUUUCUAGAAAUCUUGUCUGCACAUAUCAAUAAAUCAAAUCAUUUUCUUACAUUAAA